Peromyscus maniculatus bairdii (prairie deer mouse) is the source of this 9904-nucleotide messenger RNA. The record is from RefSeq and is a predicted model, not a curated record. NCBI's taxonomy places the organism in Eukaryota, Metazoa, Chordata, Mammalia, Rodentia, Cricetidae.
UAAGCCUAGUGGGUGCCGUUUCCUAACUCCCAGGGCCCUUAACAUUUAGUUCACAAUUGUAGUCAUGAAUGUUAGUGUGACUUAAGCAGAAUCUCGCUUUAUAGCUUCACAAUACGUGAUUGUUUUCAUGUAAAGGCUGAAGUUUGAAGCCACAAGCGAAGGAUAAUAAGACGAGCUCUCUGGAAGUGCUGAGAGUGGACUUUUGAUGAAGCAGGCAUCUACAGGAGGGCGGAGUCCUUAUCUCGGAGAUGUCAGGUUUCCCACAGUCAGUUACAGUCACUCCUUUCUUACACCUACGCUGUUUUUACCCCGUCUCAUUAGUAAAGACAUGGAAACAGCACAGCUGCCAGAGUCCAGGGUUUUGAAGGAGGACCUUCGGUGCUUAAUUGCUGACAGCUCUAUUGCAUCCUGUAAGGCCUAUCCAAAGAUCCUUUCUACGGCAGCUGGAGAGAUGAUGGUUCAGCGGCUAAGAGCUUGUCAUUGCCCUUGUAAGAGGACGAGGACCAUGUCACUGGAGUUUGGCAGUGUAGCCCUGCAGACACAGAAUGAAGAUGAAGAAUUUGACAAAGAAGACUACGAGAGGGAAAAAGAGUUGCAGCAGCUACUCACAGACCUCCCUCUGGACAUGCUGGAUGAUGACCUCUCCUCUCCUGAGCGCCAUGAUUCGGACUGCAGUGUGGACGGCCUAGUGGCAGAACUGCAUCCUUCUGAGCAACUGGAGAGGAAGUGGAUGGAGCGUGACUAUGACGUACUGCCCAGAUCUCACAUCGUGAAUUGUGGCAAUGGCUGGGAAGAAAAUCAAAGUAAAACUGAAGACCAGCAUCUCGGGUACCAUCCCGGAGAAGGCGGGGAUGAGGGCGGAAGUGGCUAUAGCCCUCCAAGUAGACCCGAGCCGGCAGAUUUGUAUCACCUUCCCGAAGACUUUAGGCCGUACACCGGUGGUCAGAAGCAGGAAUUUCACAAGCAGGCAGCUGGAGUCAUUACCUUUUCAGAUCCUCAGAGGGACAAGUGUCAGGGACCCAGCUGCCAAGCUUUGGAGCCAUAUAAAGCAGUCUAUAAACCUUACCAAUCUUCUGGCCAGAGCGGUAGCUCACCAGCCCAGGAGAUGGCAGCAAGUGACAUGUUUGAAGGCCUGCAGCAACAAUUUUUAGGAGCUAAUGAAACAGACUCUGCAGAAAAUAUACAUAUUAUUCAACUCCAGGUUCUUAACAAAGCGAAGGAGAGACAACUGGACAGCUUAGUUGAAAAGCUGAACGACAGUGAGCGCCAGAUUCGGUAUCUGAACCACCAGCUUCUAAUAAUCCAAGAUGAGAAGGAUGGCUUGACCCUCAGCCUUCGGGAAUCCCAGAAACUCUUUCAGAAUGGAAAGGAAAGGGAGAUCCAGCUUGAGGCACAGAUAAAAGCGCUAGAGACCCAGAUUCAAGCGUUCAAAGUCAGUGAAGAAAAGUUGACCAAGAAGGCCAGAACAACUGAAGUCACCCUGGAGAGCCUGAAACAGCAGCUGGUGGAGCUCCAUCAUUCUGAAUUCCUUCAGCGAGCCCGGGAACAGCACGAGAGCAUUGUCACGGGCCUCACACAGAAGUACGAAGAGCAGGUGGUAUCCUUACAGAAGAAUUUGGAUGCGACCCGAACCGAACUUCAGGAGCAGGAAAGCGUUUGCGCUCGGUUAAAGGAUCACGUGCAGCAGCUGGAGAGGAGUCAAGAGGCUGUCAAAUUAGAGAAGACGGAGCUCAUUAACAGGCUGACGAGAAGUCUAGAGGACAGUCAGAAGCAGUGUGCCCACCUGCUGCAGUCAGGCUCCAUGCAGGAGGUGGCUCAGCUACAGCUACAGUUGCAGCAAGCACAGAAGGCCCACCUCUUAAGUGAGAGCAUGAAUAAGGCUUUGCAAGAGGAAUUAACAGAGCUUAAAGCUGAGAUUUCUCUCUAUGAGUCUGCUGCAGACCUCGGAGUACUUCCAGGUGACUCAGAAGGAGACUUGAGUGUAGAGCUCACUGAAUCGUGUGUGGACUUGGGCAUUAAAAAAGUCAAUUGGAAACAAUCCAAAGCUAACAGUACUGCACAGCAAGAAGCCCCAAAGGAAGAGCUUUCGAAGGAUGAGCUUAUCGUGAAGUUGAAAGCCCAAGUUCAGCACUUGCUGAAUAGCAACUCCGUGAAGCGUCGUCUGGUGUCUCAGCUACAGAGAGAUCUCAAAGACUGCCGUGGGCUAACAGAAGCUCUCCAGCAGUCGAAGGAUGGCUACAAAGGCGUGGAGACUAAAACAGAUACCUCUGAAAAAACAACUGAUCAGUUAUGGCUUGAUUCUUCUGAGGCAACUGUCAGAGAAGAUAUUCUGCGUCUGAAGAAUGAAGUUCAAGUUUUACAGCAACAGAACCAGGAACUUAAAGAAGCUGAAGAGAAACUGAGAAGUACAAACCAAGACUUGUGUAAUCAGAUGAGACAGAUGGUACAGGACUUUGACCACGAUAAGCAGGAGGCUGUGGCUAGGUGUGAGAGGACUUACCAGCAGCACCACGAAGCCAUGAAGGCUCAGAUUCGAGAGAGCCUUUUAGCGAAGCACGCUGUGGAGAAGCAGCAUCUCUUUGAGGUCUAUGAGGGGACCCAGUCACAGCUCAGGUCUGACCUCGAUAAGAUGAACAAGGAGAUGGCUUCUGUGCAGGAGUGUUACCUGGAAGUAUGCAGAGAGAAGGAUGAGCUGGAAUCUGCCCUCAGGAAGACCGUGGAAAAGGCUCAGGAGCAAAAGAGGCAGCUUCUGGAAGACAGAGAAGAGUAUGUAGGCAAACUGAAGUUAGAACUUGAGGAGAAGUACCAAGAAACUCUUAAGACGGCGAAACAGAAUUGGCUGAAAGAGCAAGAAGCUGGCGUUAAAGAGCGGGCCGAGGAAGAGAAACAGAACAGACAAAAACUCAUUCAACAGCUGGAAAAGGAGUGGUGGUCCAAACUGAACCACAGAGUAAAGACCCCGAGAAAGGCAACUUCUGACUCCGGCAGUCAGACCGACCAGGUGGCCCUUCCGGAUGCCGUGUCUAAGGCAGAAGCAGCGGUCCAGGCAGAGGAGCAGGCUCACAAGGUCCAGCGGGAGUUGGAGCAGGAGAAGGAGAUUGCUGUCAAGGAAGCUCUGAGGAAGCUUGAAGUUGAGUUGGAGCUCAAGUACUGUGAGAGUAUUACGCAACAGGUGGAAACAGCUGUGCAGAAUGCCCGCAGUCGCUGGCUGCAGGAGCUGCCCAAGCUUGCAGAGUACAAGGCACUGCUGAGAACCCAGCAGCAGGAGUGGGCAGAGCAGCAGGAGCUGGCGGUGGCCCAGAGGCUGUCACUUGUACUCUCUGAAGCUAAAGAGAAAUGGAAAAGUGAGCUUGAAAAUAUGAAACCACAUGUAAUACCUGUCAAGGAACUGGAAGAGAAAAUUCACUCUCUCCGGAAGGAACUGGAGUUGAAGGAUGAGGAAGUCCCUGUGGUUGUCAGGGCUGAGUUGGCUAAGGCCCGAACUGAAUGGAACAGAGAAAAACAGGAAGAAAUCCAUAGGAUUCAAGAACAAAAUGAGGAAGAUUACCGGCAGUUUCUAGAUGAUCAUCGGAAUAAAAUUAAUGAGGUACUUGCGGCAGCGAAAGAGGACUUUGAGAAGCAGAAAACUGAGCUACUUCUUCAGAAGGAGACAGAGUUCCAGGCAUGUCUGGACCAGAGUCGCAGGGAGUGGACACUGCAGGAGGCUGAGCGGACGCAACUGGAAAUCCGUCAGUAUGAGGAUGACAUCCUCACUGUGCUGGAGUUCCUCCUAAGGGACACCCAGAAGGAGUUUGCUGGUGACUCCCAGGGCAGGCAGCUUUUGGAAGUCAUGUCAGUUUGUUCUUCAAAAUGGGUAUCUCUGCAGUAUUUUGAGAAAGUAAAAGCCUGCAUACAAAAAGCCUUUCAAGAUACGCUGCCCUUGCUCACAGACAGUAUUGUCUCCGAGUGGAAAAAGAGAAAUGUGGUCAAGACCUCUGCAGAUCCUGUCAGCUGGAACCCUGGCCAGGGAGACCCUGGAGUCCCAGUAUUCCUUCCUGUCUGCACCUCUGGACGCUGUGCUCAGCCCUUGGCCUUGCCAGAAGCGGGAGCGGGAACUGAUAAAAAGAUCUUUGAAAUUAAAGAUUGGUGCUGUGGACACUGCUUCCGAGAACUUGAAAGGGAAACGCAGGAGUGUCGAGAUCUGAAAAGGAAGCUGGAGAAGUGCCGUAGGCACCUUCAGCAUUUAGAAAGGACGUACAAGGCUGCAGUGGAGAAACUUGGAGAAGAGAACAGCAGAGUGGUUGAAGAAUUAAUAGAAGAAAACAAUGACAUGAAGAAUCAAUUGGAAGCAUUGAGGGGCCUUUGCAGAUCACCACCACGGUCACUGUCGGAAGGAGCCAUUGAGAGCGAGUGGCUGCCAUGCAGUAGGCAGGCCUUGGAAGAACUCCGUGGACAGUACAUUAAAGCGGUCAAAAAAAUUAAACGUGACAUGCUUCGAUACAUUCAGGAGAGCAAGGAAAGAGCCGCAGAAAUGGUGAAGGCGGAAGUGCUGCGGGAACGGCAGCAAACUGCCCGCAAGAUGCGCAAGUAUUAUCUGACUUGCCUUCAGCAGAUCCUGCAGGAUAACGGAAAGGAAGAGGGAGCUGAGAAGAAGAUUAUGAAUGCUGCUAGCAAACUCGCUACAAUGGCAGAGUUGUUGGGAACAAUCGCAGAGUCAGACUGCGGAGUCAGGUGUGCGCAGGCAGGCCACUCAGAUGUUGACCGCCUACACUCAGAUGCUCACCGGCUCAAUGAGAGGAGGCUUAUACCUUGGAGGAAACUGGAAGUCAAAUUUAAUACACUGAAGAAAGAAGGGCCGUCGGGGGUGGUGGAUCACACCUGUAAUCUGAGGCAGAAGAAUUUCCUUGAGUUUGAAGGCAGCCUACUGUACAGCCACCAGGGAUUGACGGACACAUUCUUCAGCUUCAACACUCUCCUAUGACCGGGGCCUCUGAGGAUUUUCCUGGGAUUAUUUAUCAUAUAGACUGUUCAUUUGGUGACUCAAGCUUUAUACAAAAAUAUAUGUGACUAUUAAGUCUGCUACCAUAAAACGACUGCAUCAGGAGUAGAUUUCUAGCCAUUUAGUGUUGUGUUGAAGGAAAUGGAAAUAACAUGGGUUUCUGUUCCCGAGUCUUUUACUUCGUGUUUUCUCCUCUUCUGUGUUUCCAUUUCUUUCUUGUCAUUCUAUUUUUAAUUUCUUCUUGAUAUUUUCUUCUUUUUGUCUUUUAUUUUGUUUCUAUUAUUUCUUUUGUUGUCUUUCUUUUUUCUUUCUUUUCCUUUUUAAAAAAUUGACCUAAAAAAAACAGGAAAAAAAAAAAAACUUUUUUUUUUGUCUAAUACAGAAAGUGAUUUAAUAAUAUCUAUUUAGAAAAUUAGUCUAUCUAUCACUAACUAGGACAAUGAGGUUCAAUGUCCUUGGGAUUAUAUCACAUUUAUUGGGUAAUGAUUUUCACAUAAUAACUGCUCAUUAAAUUGUUUCUUUUGAAUGAAACUUCAUUAAAAAUUCCAGCUCUGUGGUGAGCACAUUGUGAGAUCAGAAUGUUGCCAAGCAGACUGUACCUGUGAGUCAGUCAGCCUAACCCGAACUGACAGAGAAACUGAUGGAAUGUUAAUUGAUAGCAGCUGGGUGACUGGCAGGCCGGCUGGGCCCGGACAGGGCCAAGGAUCUCUCAGCAACUAUAAAACUUAGAUUUGUCAAAGACCCCAGAGGCUUUUUAAUGAGAAUGACCUCUGGUUAAAACUCGAGUAAAGGGGAAAUAAAGAUAGCGAUUUGGGGACUUUGGAUCUAGCAUAUUUUCCACUUAAUAGCUGCUGACUUAGAAGAUAAAACUCAUGGAAUUCGUAUAGCCAUUCUGGCUUGCCUUUAAUGAUCUCAGAACCCGGUUAGGUGGGCUCAUGACCCGUUGCUUAGCUACACUGGAAACAUACACACACGGGAAUGGGGGUUGGGGGGUGAGGGCGAGACAGGAAGAGUCCCAGAAUGCAAAGCAGUGCUUUUAGUACCUUGGCUGAGGGGGAAAGCAGGUUGUGGUGAUUGGAUUUGCCUCUUAGAGGAGUCCUAGCGGGGCAGCUUGGCUGCAGUUGGAAGACUUGGGGAUGGGCUUGUGGGAAAUACAAUCAGGAAGCGUGCCUCACCAGCUGGAUGCGCACCAGUAAGACCCCGCCCCCAAUCUGUGAAUGACUCUAAGUUGAUACCGGAAUAAAGCACCAAGGCUAAACUUCGCACUGGUUCCAGGGCAUCUUUUUGUGGGGGCUCUGAACAGCUUCCUCCUGGGGCUUGAAAGUCCCUGAGGAGUCAGUGGUCACCUUGUCCAUUAAAUGAGAACGACUGGCCUGCAUGUGUGAAGCUGGAUGUUCACCUUGGUGACAAUAUGCUAGUCAGAGUUGGGCUCUGCUUGAGACGCUCGUGUAGUCGAGUGUUAGGAUGUAUGCAGAUGGGCUGUUGGAUUUGUCUUGUCCUUCCCUGUACACAGCUUCAUUCCUGUGGCCUUUGAAGGCAGAUUCUUGACAGCAUUGCAUUUUAUCUGUAGAUACCUUAGAAUUCUGGCUACUCUUGAGAAGGGUCAAGGCUGUAUCUAGUUUUCUCUCAGAGGAUACCACAUGACAUAAACCCAAUCCAUGUUACUUCCUCCCCAUCUGCUUCCGCAAGCACAUCAUCGCUCUCUCUCUCUAUGUGUUGGGCAUAAUAGGUGCUUCUCAGUGCGAGCUUAUUGUAUGCGCCCGUCAGUUUUCAGGGAGUCAGUGUGUGAAGAGCAGCUCCACCUCCAUAUGUACCUAAGAAAUGCCCCUCUCUGCAGUUAGAAGUGCCGGGGGCUGUCGCUCAUUGGACCACGGCAAGUGCUUUACUGAGUCGUCCCUCAGUGCUUCGAAGCUUUAUUACUCUAAAUUUGGGUGAUUGUUUUCUGUACAAGCAUCCGAGGGGGCAUACUUAUGAGUUUGCAAGUGUGCAGGAAGACUUGUGUGAGGGCCUGUGGAGGCCAGAGGUCAGUGCCCAUGUGUCCUCCCCAGUCUCUCUUCACCAAACCCGGAGCUUGCCAUUUUGGCUAGGCCGAAUGGUUAGUGAGCUUUAGGGAAUUGCCCGUCAUCGUCCCCUCUUACCGUGUCCAUGUCUGCCUCCCACGUCAGGGUUACAGAUACUGGGGACUGUGUAUGUGGACACUGGGGAUCGGGUCUCAAGUCCUCAUGCUUACAUGGCAAGCAUUUUACCCACUGAACCGGGUCCCUCAUUUUCCCCUUCUUAGGAAUAUUUUUGGUCAAUAUAUUCCCAAGGAAUGAGACUGUGGAUACAAUGCAAUAUAUUGAAUGGCUGGUUCUUUCUUCAGUAGUAUAAGGUCCCUCUGGUUUCCAGAGUAAUUUCUAAAAUAUAUAUUCCUAGACCUUUUAUCCUGCUCUUUCAUUUGCAAAAUUCUGCUACCAGUAUUGCACACUAUGAUCAUUUAGAUAGCAAGAAUAAACUUGAAUAUCUGACUGAUGUGGUCCUGGGAACCAAACCCGGGUCCUCUGUAAGGGCAGUCAGUGCUCUUAACCACUGAGCCAUCUCUCCAGCCCCACAGCCCUCUCUGAGUACAUGCUUCCAGAGGCCUAGAAACCACCCUUUAGGCUCUGCCUCUCAAAGGCUGUAUUAUCUACUGACAGCACCAUGAGCUGAAGACCAAGCCUUUAAGACAUGACCUCCGGGGAAAUUCUAGAUGUCAGUACUCCAAGUGGUAGUCCAGGUGUUUUGGAGAGUCAUAGGAUAUUUGACUUUUCGUUUUCCAGACACAUAUAUACCUGUUUUCCUGUUCCUUCUCCCUCUUCUUCUUUUCUCCUCCUCCUCUUCUCUCCCCCCUCUCCUCCCCCCUCCUCCCCCUCCUCCUCUCCCUCCUUCUUCCCCUCUUCCUCCUCCUCUUCUUUUCUCCUCUUCUUCCUCCCUCCCCCCUUCGUCUUUUCAUCUCUAAUUGUACUGACUGGCACUUCUAGAAUGGCACUGGUUAAGAGUGACGGCAGCAUCGUUCCUGCCUUACAUCUGAUUGAAAAGAGAAUGCUUUUGUAGCAGUGUUUCCCAGAGUUUCUUAAGGUGUUGUUUACUUUAAAAGGGAAGAGUCCUGACUACAGCUGCCCCUCUCUCUACUCCUCCCAGUUCCCCUCCCAUCCGGAUCCACUCCCUUUCUGUCUAUCAUUAGAAAAGAACAGGCUUCUAAGAGAUAACCACAACACAUAACAAAAUACAAUAUGAUAGAUAAAACAAAAACCAUCACAUCAAAGCUGAACAAACCAAGCCAACAGAAAAAUAAAAGAGCCCCAAGAGAAGGCCCAAGAAUCAGAGACCCACUCGUUCACACACUCAGGAGUCCCAUAAACACACUAAACCGAAAGCUAUGCUAUAUGUGAAGAGGACUGGGUGCAGACCUGUGCAGGCCCUGUGCUGCUCCUUCAGUCUCUGUGGGCUCAUGGGAGCUUUGCUCAGUUGGUUUAGAGAACCGUAAAGAGUCUGAAAUAUCAGUAGAAAAGAGAUGUGUGGUUAGCUUCUGCUUCUGCUUCCCAGAUGCCUUUAGUAAUCAUGAACUUCUCAUCCAUUUUGUCUGCAGUAUUUGCCUGACCAAUCCCAACAUGGCUAAGCAUUCUAAUGGCUGUUACUUUUUGUUUGUUUGUUUUUUUGAGACAGGGUUUCCUGUGUAGCCCUGGCUGUCCUGAAAUUCACUCUGUAGAUCAGGCUGGCCUCAAACUUUGAUUCCUAUUUGACUACAAUUAAAUGCUAAAUUUAUCAGAUAUAUUUUUAGUUUUCAAUCAAGAUGAUUGAAUAUCUUUUUCACUUGCCCAAUGUGCUCAAUCAUAUUAGUAUAUAAUAUUAGUAUAUAUUUGUUAUUAAACCAUCCUUGAAUUCCUAAAAGAAACCAUUCAAUGAUUGUGGGUUUUUUUUCCCUUACUGUCCCUCCAUAUUUUGCUUACUACUAUUAUAUUUAAGGUUUUCCAAUUCUUUUUUUUUUAUCUAAUUUAUUUUUCAAUACUAUUCAGUUCUACAUAAUAGCCUGGGCUCGUUGCAUGAGGUUUUCCAAUUCUUACGGUCGGAAGUUAUAAUAAUCUCUAGUUUUCUUUGAUAUGUCGAUAUCAGCUCAUACCAGCUUCAUAAAAUGAACUAGAGAUUUCCCACACUUUGCGUAAACUCCAUGGGGCGUCAACAAGGUCUGGCACAUGCCAGAUCUCACUUCAUCUUAACUCAGUCACAUUUGCAACUUGGUUUGUCCAGUAGAAUAUGAUGGGAGUAAUAUGUGCAGUUAAAAAGCCCAGACCCUAAAUUGGCUGGUGCAUUUUCUUCUUAUUCUUAGAAAUCUGCUGUUUCUAUGUGAAUCACCCAAAGCUGGCCUGCUGGGAAAUGAGAGACCACAUGAAGUAAGCUAGUAGCCCACCCAAGACUGUUCUAGACCAGCCUGGAGUCAGACACAGCCUAAACAAGAUCCCAGAGCCGUCUAGCUAGCCAGUGGGGACUGCAUGGAACAGAUCACCUGACACACAGGAGCAGUAGUAUGCACGUUGCCAUAGCUGUAUUUGUUAUGCAGCAGAGGCUUGCUAAUACAGUUCUGUGUCUUUAGAGGAAAAGCUUUUACAUAGAGACUUGAAAGUGCAUUGCAAUACUUUCAUCUGACAUUUUCUUAUGAGUUUUUACAGUUUUUAAGUGAAUUACCCUUCCCGGAUUCUAAUGGUUUUACUUGCUGAGCUUUCUGUGUGAGUACACAUUUAUUCCAACAAAGUUUUGUAUGGUUUUAAUCUUAAAAAAAAAAACCCAAAUAUAUACCUAUCUAUAAUUUAUCUAUAUUAAAUGUAGACUUCUAAUAUAUAAUUGUUUGCUAUUUUUAAAGAUUUAUUAUUGUUAUUUAUUUUAUGUUCUAAAUAAAAUUUUAAGAAAGAA